Messenger RNA from Carya illinoinensis, 1035 nucleotides. RefSeq lists its product as uncharacterized. Bases 1 to 1035 code for a protein of 344 amino acids. NCBI's taxonomy places the organism in Eukaryota, Viridiplantae, Streptophyta, Magnoliopsida, Fagales, Juglandaceae. The transcript has 5 exons. The record is from RefSeq and is a predicted model, not a curated record.
AUGGGGGAGCUGCCCACUGAGUACGAGAAGAAUGCUGGGGAUGAAGAAAAGCUUAGUCCUUGGUUCCUUGAAAAUCAGGAUAAUCGACCUAGCAAGAAACGAGGUCGAGGGCCAGCUAAGGGCACGUUAUUUGACCGACUUAGGAAGGUGGGUAAGAUCCCUCUGGUUAUACAAGAAGGUCAUCGAGGGCCAUUAUGUGAGAAUGCAUCAAUAUUCACGGGCCGAUUGACAUGGAUUAUUAAGGUACAUGCCGACAUGAGGCAUGCUAGUUGGAGUUUAGUACCCGAAGAAGAAAAGCAAGAGCUCAUUGACCGUGUUAGGGCAGAUUUUGUUCUCGAUUGGUCGAGAGACAACCAUCGUGAGAUGGUUGUAACACAUUUGGGCGAUAAGUAUAAUGCAUAUCAUUAUACACUACACAAAGUGUAUUUGAAAUAUGCUUCACACGAAGAGGCCCUACGGGGUGGGACGGACAUGGUCUCCAAACCGGUAUGGGAAAAGCUAUGUGAACGGUGGGCAAGUCCAACAUUCAAGAGGGGAUUGGCGCUGGAUAUGAUAGCAUUUUUUAAGGAAACACAUUGGUCAACACAAAAAGGUCAAUUCAUCAAUGCAGAUUCUGAACACAAAUAUGUAAGACAUCUUCCUUGUUGCUCAUUUGACAUACCCAGUGGAUUAAAUUUAAUGGUUGAAAGGUUAGCUGAGAAAGAUAGUGAUGAGGAUGUAGUCGAAGCAGCUGAGAGCAUCUUCAAAGAAGUGUUGGGACAAAGAUCUGGUUAUGCUCAAGGAAUGGGGCAUAUGGUGAUUCCGGACCUAUCUCCUUCAAUGAAGAAUAGUCGAGCAUUUGUUCGUCUAGCAGAGGAGAAUCAACGCCACAAGAGUGAGGCUGAAAUGUACAAGAGCAAGCUAGAUCAAAUGAUGGGUGAUAUUGCUGCAUUGAGGCAGAAUUUUUCAGAGCAUGAGAAACUGUUAAUGAGCUAUCGCCAAAGUGAGUUAGAGAGAGGAAGUGAGUCUCAUAGAGAGACUCAUCAAGAUGCUUAG